AUGUAUUCAAUAAAUCAGAGAUUCAGCACUGUGGCUAACCAGUCUUUGUCAUAUGGCCUAUUGAUUAUUGCCAUCAUUGUUGGGACUUCCUACUAUCAAUUACAAUCUUCAAAUGCUUUUAAUAAUCUAAUCACUAUUGGAAAUAUAAAUCCAACUUUUGCUAUCAGAACAAGUAGAUAUUAUGGCUCAACUAAUGGCAAACCAAAAGAAAACGUUAAACUUACAUUUGACUUAGAUACCGAUUUAACUAGUUUAUUUAAUUGGAAUACCAAACAAGUUUUUGUCUAUUUAGUUGCUGAAUAUAAAGGUCAAAAACAUCCUGCAAUUUCAAAUACAGUCACAUUUUGGGAUAAAAUUAUCACAACUAAGAAAGAUGCAAUUUUACAUCUUGUUAAUGAAAAAGGUAAGUAUAAUGUAUGGGAUCUAGAAGAUAAAUUCCAGAAUAGAGACCUAGAAUUUUCCUUACAUUGGAAUCUACAACCUUGGGUUGGCCCUUUAAUUUAUGGGGAAACUGUUGGUAAUACAUCUAUUGUCUUAACCAAACCUGAAAAAAAGAAGAAAAAAAACACUGGGCAAGAAGAGUCUGUAAAAGAGAAUGCCUCAGUUGACGAAUAA
Henningerozyma blattae CBS 6284 is the source of this 615-nucleotide messenger RNA. It is a transcript of the gene SPC3, whose product is annotated as signal peptidase complex subunit SPC3. NCBI's taxonomy places the organism in Eukaryota, Fungi, Ascomycota, Saccharomycetes, Saccharomycetales, Saccharomycetaceae. The coding region runs from base 1 to 615 and encodes 204 amino acids. Gene Ontology annotation, biological process: protein targeting to ER. The transcript has a single exon. The record is from RefSeq and is a predicted model, not a curated record. Gene Ontology annotation, cellular component: membrane; signal peptidase complex.